Molecule: messenger RNA, 2794 nt
Organism: Oncorhynchus keta (chum salmon)
Lineage: Eukaryota; Metazoa; Chordata; Actinopteri; Salmoniformes; Salmonidae
Product: endothelin-1-like
Exons: 4
Coding region: 415-912 (165 amino acids)
Biological process (GO): regulation of vasoconstriction; intracellular calcium ion homeostasis; regulation of systemic arterial blood pressure by endothelin
Cellular component (GO): extracellular region
Molecular function (GO): endothelin B receptor binding; hormone activity
Source: RefSeq, a predicted model, not a curated record
UGGACCAUAAGAGUUAGAUGCCAGCAAAUGUAAACCAUAGUGUUCUGAUUUGUUUUCCAACCUUGCACUUAAACUUCAAGGACACCUUAACACCUCCACAUUCCAGUUGGCAACUCCUUCAAUUUCCCUAUAGCAUUUUCCCAGGUUGUUGCUUUAUCAAUUUACCUGGUAAGAUAAGGUCAAGUAAAUGAAUAACAUGGCUCAAAGAUAAACUGUCAAUCACAACUUCCACAUUUCUCAUUACAUAACAUUUUACUUUGAUCUAACAUAUCCUCAAUAGGACUAUGUUCAUCAACCAGACAACAUUUGAUUGUGUGACCUGCUAGUAUUGGUCUGCAGGACAUUUGAAAUGAGUGUGUUUUUGAUACAUGAAGAAUCCUAAACCACUCUGCCGUUGUGGUAGCCAGACAUCUGAUGCUUAUGAAUCUGAGGGAAAAGUUCAAUCCACCUAGCUACGUUCUCCUUGAUCGAAGAAGGACAAAACUGAUAUGUUUAGGUCCGGACACAAAUGAAGCAUACUCAGACUCCACCUCCAUCCCUGGUUCAGAGGGCCCCGUGAAGCUGCUUAACCACAGGCCCCUUCGGCGGGAGAAGCGUUGUUCCUGUGAGAACCUGAAGGAUAGAGAAUGUGUGUACUUCUGCCACAUCGGCAUCGUCUGGGUCAACACUCCUGGUCAGAUAGUGCCAUAUGGAGUGGGCUCUUUCCCUGUUCGACUGAGGAGAGAGGUGGGACGGUGCUUCUGCACGGAGAGAAAUGACUUGGAGUGUCGUCACUUCUGCUCUGCCUUGCGGACACUCAAAGAAGGUGAAAAUGAUUUGGUCAAGAGGAAGUUUGCGACAAAGUUUAAGAAGAGAUAUAAGGCUGGAAUCUCGGAUGAAAGGAACCAACAAACACUAAUUCAAGAAACCUGAAAGGAGAGAAUGGACACCACCCUCGUUCCAUGUGUCAUCCACUUUCAUUGGUCUCUUUUACAAUACGAUGCAAAAGAACAUUGUACAAUGGUGGCCUGUGUCUGAAAUGUAUUUAUGAAAUUAUGUCGUAACUUUGCCUUCUUUUUGUCAUUGUGAAUAAUUUUUGAAUGAUUUUAUUGCUGUACAUAAAUAUUUCCACUUUACAACAUUACAGUACAUACAUAAUUUUGAAAUCAGAUAUUGUUACAUUAAUGCAGAAAUGAUCAGUAUUAAGAGAGUAAAUGUAAAUGUCUUGUAUCUCUGUCAAAAGUAUCUGUCAUUUUAACAUGUUUUGACCACUUACAUCCAUUGGACAUGUUUUCUGUCAUGAAGUUUGAAAGUGAAAGAUGUAGAUGCAAAGCAAUGCUGUUCGUUGUUCUUCACAGUGAGUUAUAUGCCAAGCCAGACAGGAAAUAAACUGUGUGAUCUAGGACAGGUGGGUUAUUGUACAAUAUAGCCAAAAGUAAAACAUUUACAGUUGAAGUCAGAAGUUUACAGACACUUAGGUUGGUGUCAUUAAAACUCAUUUUUCAACCACUCUACAAACUUCUUGUUAACAAACUAUAGUUUUGGCAAGUCGGUUAGGACAUCUACUUUGUGCAUGACACAAGUCAUUUUUCCAACAAUUGUUUAGCAAGGAAGAAACCACUGCUCCAAAACCACCAUAAUAAACUCCAGACUACGGUUUGCAACUGCACAUGGGGACAAAGAUUGCACUUUUUGGAGAAAUGUCCUCUGGUCUGAUGGAACAAUAUAGAACUGUUUGGCCAUAAUGACCAUCGUUAUGUUUGGAGGAAAAGGGGGGAUGCUUGCAAGCCGAAGAACACCAUCCCAACCGUGAAGCAUGGGGGUGGCAGCAGCAAUUUUUGGGUGCAAGGAGGUCUACAAACCUGACUCAGUUACACCAGCUCUGUUAGUAGGAAUGAGCCUAAAUUCACCCAACCUAUUGUGGGAAGCUUGUGGAAGGCUACCUGAAACAUUUGACCCAAGUUAAACAAUUUAAAGGCAAAGCUACUAAAUACUAAUUGAGUGUAUGUAAACUUCUGACCCACUGGGAAUGUGAUGAAAGAAAUAAGAGCUGAAAUAAAUCAUUCUCUCUACUAUUAUUCUGACAUUUCACAUUCUUAAAAUAGAUUGGUGAUCCUAACUGACCUAAAAAAUGUUUUUUUUACUAGGAUUAAAUGUCAGGAAUUGUGAAAAACUGAGUUUAAAUGUAGUUGACUAAGGUGUAUGUAAACUUCUGACUUCAACUGUAUAUUGUUUCAUAGAUGAUUUUAUAGCUAAUACAUGACAACAUACCCUAUAUCCUUGUGGUUUUAUGGCACAUUAUAUACAGCAUGCAUGCCUUACAAUGGAGUAACUCAUUGACUGAACGCCCUAGCCUGUCCAGCAUUUAUGGAGCAGAAGAAGAGUGGCUGUCAUCCAAUCAUCAUCCCCCUCCUUUCCUCUGCUCACCUUACAGUCAGGUCGAGCAUUGCUUUGGGGAUCAGAGAUGGACCUUGUCCUCUCUGUGCUCCCUGCUGACCAUUUCUCUGUCAGCCUGAAGAAGCCUGUAGGACCGCUGGAUUGAACAUGAUUACACCCUCAGCCCUAUCUAGUCUUCUCCCACAAUGCUGUGCUCACAGCUCACAGGAAAAUAACUCUGUUCCGUUGGAUAUUGGGCCAUGGUGUCUCAAUGCAUGAUUUGUGGCUUUAUGCUACUGCAAUUUCUUCAACUUUGCUCUCAUAUUGUUUACAGUGUUGUUUGCAAUGUUUUGUUAUAGAUUACUGCGGUACAUCCAACCGUCCCAUGAGGAUAAUCAAGUAGGACAAAUUCUACACACAACAUAAACAAACAUAUAAA